Cryptomeria japonica (Japanese cedar) is the source of this 4357-nucleotide messenger RNA. Its product is annotated as 1-phosphatidylinositol-3-phosphate 5-kinase FAB1A-like. The coding region runs from base 851 to 3778 and encodes 975 amino acids. Gene Ontology annotation, molecular function: 1-phosphatidylinositol-3-phosphate 5-kinase activity. Gene Ontology annotation, biological process: phosphatidylinositol phosphate biosynthetic process. The record is from RefSeq and is a predicted model, not a curated record. The transcript is spliced from 2 exons. NCBI's taxonomy places the organism in Eukaryota, Viridiplantae, Streptophyta, Pinopsida, Cupressales, Cupressaceae. Gene Ontology annotation, cellular component: endosome membrane.
UAAACAUCGUUGUGUAUAGCCCGCUGUACUAGUGCACAAAUUGUCCCUUCUCUUCACAAUCUUUUCAUCUUUUUUAAAAUUGAAUGAAGCAAUUCUCUUGACAAUCUUGCUGCACCCAAAGUGGGAUACUGUGAACUGUUUCAUGUAGAGAAAUCUUUAGAGGAGCAUGGAAGUGCAAGAGACAAACAAAAACAUUGAUGUUCUUUGAGGUAGAAGAAGUUUGUUGAGACCCUGGAGCGUCUUCAAGUUUCAGCGGUAACUACAGCCUGAUUUUUUUUCCGUACCAUUCCCAAAGAAUACCAACCCUGUAGGCUUCUCAAAGUUUCCAAAGCUUUCAAGUGGAGAGCUACAAAUCCAAGUUUCUUUUCAAUAAGAUGCAGUCUUUCCUACUAACUUGCCAAGAAAGAAGAGGAUUGUGAUAACAAAAGAUUUAGAAAUCAGGUUCCAGGCAUUGGAUCUUCUAUGAUGGUUUUGAGCUAUCAAGAUAUAUUCAAGAACCAUAGAGAAUACAGGUUUUGCUCAAGGAUUCCAGUCGUGAUCAAUUGAAGAAAAUCAAGCAUGUUCUUUAGUAUACAGUCUUUGCUGCUUAUCAUUUAGCCCUUGAGACCUCGUUCUUGCAGAUGAAGGUGCUAUCUUGCCAGAGCUUCCUUUGAAAUCUCUAAUAACAGUUGCCUUGACAGACAAACAGAGCUUUCUGCCAUCUUGAUAAUGAAGGGAAUGGCUCAUCUGGGUCUUUGUCAUAAUUGACCAAUAAAUCACCUCAGAUUUUGAAAUUAAGGAGGCAAUAUUUUCAAAUUCAGUUGAUGGUUUAGUGACUUCUGUUGCUUCCAGAGCUUGUCUUGAUUAUCAAAUGGCUGCAGAGGAACCAUCCUUGGAAUUGUUGAAGGAGAAUCAAGAAAGAGCAGAAAAUAAAAUGAUAUCCAAGAAAUUUGAUGAGCGAAAUGCAGAAUGUAGGAAUCAAGAACAAGUUCUCUCAAAAGAAGAUUUUCCACCUUCCCCAUCUGAUCAUCAAAGUAUAUUGGUCUCGUUAUCAAGUCGUUCUGUGUUGAAGGGGACACUGUGUAUGCCUUCUCGACUUUUUGACAUGUAUUAUGGCAGUUUUGCCAAAACUCUUGGAGAGUACCUUCGGGAUGAUUUAUUUUGCCAGAAACCUCGUCUUUGCUGUGGUGAACCAUCAGAGGCACAUGUCCUUUGUUAUAGACACCGUCAGGGUAGCCUCACAGUAUCUGUGAAGCGGGAGCCUCCAAUGUUGACAUUAGCUGGUGAACGUGAAGGAAAAAUAUGGAUGUGGCAUCGUUGUUGUACAGGGAAGGAUGGAGUUCCACAAGACACCCAAAUAGUCGUAAUGUCUGAUGCUGCAUUGAGAUCAUCAUUUGGAAAAUUCUUAGAGCUCAGUUUCUCCAAUCAUGGUGCAGGAACUGGAAGUAGAGUUGCCAUCUGUGGUCAUUCUUUACAUAGAGACUGCCUUCGUUUCUUUGGGUUUGGAAGUAUGACAGCAUGCUUCCAAUAUUCUUCCAUCAAUGUUCUAUCGGUGUAUUUACCACCCUCAAAGUUAGAAUUCAAUGACCCUAAUCAGCAAGAAUGGCCUAGGAAAGAAGCUAACGAGGUUGCAGAUGAAGUGGAAUUGUUUUAUGCAGAAGUCUUGUACUUGCUCAUUCAGAUAGGGGAAAAAAUUGGCAGUUCUGGAUCAAUGUAUACCGGUACUAAAGUUUCAGAAUCAAGAAGACAAGCUGCAGAACUGGAAGGACUGUUGCAGAUGCAAAAGGCUGCUAUUGAGGAAAUAUUGCAAAGGGCCAUCCCAAACGAUUGGCAGCCAGGGAAACCUGUGGCUGAUGUUUUAGAGCUAAAUCGUCUAAGGCGUUAUCUUCUUUGUCUAUCCUAUUCGUGGGAUCGUCAGCUUUGGGAUUUAUAUUCGUCACUUACAACAAAAGAUGUCAGAAUAGAAUCUAACCAGGACAAAGCUGACAUGUCUGGGACUCUGCAUAAUAUUGUUAUUCAGUCUGGUGAUGGAAAUGCCAUACAUGAUGGAUUGGUGCAACCUGCCAUGACAAAUAAUUUCCACAGAUCCUUUGGUAACAAAUUAAAGGAAUCAAGCAGCAUGAAUGGAGAAUUAGAUGACGGUGUCAACACUUUUGAAGUAGCAGUGAACAGAGUGACCCCUGAUGGAGAUGAUAUGGAAAGUCCAGAUCAUUCACGAGAGAUUUGUCCACUACUAAGGUUGCUAGCAGAUAGAGCGCAGAUGAUUCAGAGGGCGAUCAUGGAGUGGCUGCAAGUGCAGAGGGAGAUUUUCGAUUCUUGGCGGAUCUUGCUGAUAGAGUGGACGCAGCAUGGUCAGUCUUCAAGUGUUCAAGCCAUGCCUGUGACAUCACAGGUGCUAGAUAUUGCUCCUGUGAAUGGGUCUAUUGUUGCAUGUGGAGGUGAACCUGCUGUUACAAAAGAUUUCCAACCCUUCCAACAAACUGCAACAGGGGUAAAGACUAGAUGUGAUUCUAUCUUAAAUGGUCAAGAUAAAGGUGGAAUGGAGGUGUCUGACACAAGCAAAAGUUUCAAGGGAACUGUGUCAGGGUCAAUUAGACUAGAUUCUCUCAUUGACUACAGACCUAAAUUUGUAUCCAUGUUUAGUCUUGGAGGAGGAAGACUAGUUUUACCAUCUGGCGUCAAUAACACAAUUAUUGCUGUUUAUGAUGACGAGCCUACAAGCAUAAUAUCAUAUGCACUCUCAUCACAUGAAUAUCAGGCCUCCCUAUAUGGAGACAAUGGACCUGAUAAUGAGGAACAAAAAGAGAAAGACAGAGAUAAGGAGAAGGAGUAUGCAGAAUUAUUAGGCAUGCCGAUAGGCAUCUCAUAUCCCAUUUCUUCCUCAGAUAGCUCCUCAGACUCAGUGGACUUCCAAAGGCAUGUAAAAGUAUCCUUUACUGAUGAGGGUCCUCAUGGAAAAACCAAGUACACAGUAACGUGUUUCUUUGCAAGAGAGUUUGAUGCCCUUAGAAGAGAGUGUUGUCCAACAGAAAUAGACUUUAGACCGUCACUAAGUCGCUGCAAGAAAUGGGAAGCACAGGGUGGAAAGAGUAAGGUGUCUUUUGCAAAAUCUUUAGAUGAUAGAUUUGUUAUCAAGCAAGUAAAAAGGACAGAAUUGGAUUCCUUUAUCAAGUUUGCACCGGCAUAUUUCAAAUAUCUCACAGACUCAUUAAGUUGUGGAAGCUCUACCUGUUUGGCAAAGAUCCUUGGUAUUUAUCAGGUCAUGAAGCAUGCAAAAGAUGGCAGAGAGAUUAGGAUGGAUCUGUUGGUAAUGGAGAAUCUCUUGUAUGGAAGGAAUGUCACACGAGUGUAUGAUCUCAAAGGAUUUGCUCACUCCCGUUACAAUUCAGAUCCAACAGGAAGCAAUAAAGUUCUAUGGGACCAAAAUCUUUUAGAGACUAUGCCAACUGAUCCAAUAUUUCUCUGUGAAAAUGCCAAGCUCCUUCUGGAGGAAGCUGUCGGGAAUGAUUCUUCAUUUCUAGCGUCAAUUGAUGUCAUGGAUUAUUCACUGCUUGUUGGAGUUGAUGAAGAACGAUGUGAGCUGGUUUUAGGUAUUAUUGAUUUUAUCAGGCAAUAUACAUGGGACAAAUACUUGGAGACAUGGGUAAAAUCCUCUGGUAUUCUUGGUGGUCCUAUAAACACAUCACCUACAGUUAUUCCUCCAAAGCAAUACGAGGAGCGCUUCCGCAAGGCAAUGUCACAUUAUUUUCCGAUGGUCCCUGAUCAGUGCCAUCCUCCAGCUUUCAGCUUCACAAUAUGAUGUAACUGAAAGUGGUUCUUCAUUGUUUACAAGAAAUGAUGGAGGAGACCAACUUGUCUAGUGUUCUUUAUCAGGCAUUCAUCAUUCAGGGCUACAGGGCCAGCACAAUUACCUUGUAUCCAUUGAAAAGCCAAUGGGAAUCAUACAUUGUUCAUAUUUUCUAUCCUAUGACGAAAACGUUUUGGGAGAAAAGUGGAUUUGAAUUUGAAAACCCUCAUAUUCAUUUGAGUAAUUCUGAAAAAAAAGUUUCCAUUGGCAAACAUUUCCAAUGAAACUGUGUAAUAGUAGAAUGUUCUUCCAUGGAGAACUUUUUUCAUGAUUCGAAAUGGUCAGUGUAAUAAGUAUUAUGUAAUUAAAUGUAGAAAUCAGAGAGUUAAUUAUAUGGAUCUUCGGUCUGUGUUUGAAGUAGAAAGGUGAUUGAUUUUAUCAGAAUUCAAUACCAGAUCUUACAUUCGAAAGGAUGAAGUUGAGAUUAUGUUUUAUGUUUUGAAUUAUGUUUCAUUUCAGUUGUAAGAAUUGAAUGAUAAAUGAUUUGUGGAAUCUAUAAUAGAUCAUAAACUAGAAUUUCAUUUUUGAAAA